UUGAAUAUCAAAAGUGUGUUUUUUUUUCUUUUAGCUCUCCUUUACGCUACCAUUUUUGGUAAUGUAACCACCAUCUUCCAGCAAAUGUACGCCAAUACCAACCGCUACCACGAGAUGUUAAAUAGCGUGAGGGACUUUCUGAAGCUCUACCAGGUUCCCAAGGGCCUCAGCGAGAGAGUGAUGGACUAUAUCGUCUCCACUUGGUCCAUGUCCAGAGGCAUUGAUACAGAUAAGGUGUUGCAGAUUUGUCCCAAGGACAUGCGAGCGGACAUCUGCGUCCAUCUCAACAGGAAGGUGUUCAAGGAACAUCCAGCCUUCCGACUGGCCAGCGACGGGUGUUUGCGAGCUCUUGCUAUGAAGUUUCAGACCAUCCACAGUGCUCCGGGAGACCUGAUCUAUCACGCAGGUGAAAGUGUGGACAGCCUCUGCUUUGUGGUGUCAGGCUCCUUAGAGGUCAUUCAAGACGAUGAAGUUGUUGCCAUUUUGGGGAAGGGUGAUGUGUUUGGGGACGUGUUCUGGAAGGAGGUGAAUUUAGCUCAGGCCUGUGCCAAUGUUCGUGCACUGACCUACUGUGAUCUUCACAUCAUCAAACGUGACGCCUUACAGAAGGUUCUGGAGUUCUACACGGCCUUCGCGGGACACUUCUCUCGAAACCUGGUGCUCACCUACAACCUGAGGAAAAGGAUUGUCUUCCGUAAAAUAAGCGAUGUCAAACGGGAGGAGGAGGAGAUCCUGCGGAGGAAGAACGAAGCUCCUCUGAAUCUUCCCCCAGACCAUCCUGUGCGACGCCUCUUCCAACGAUUCCGUCAACAGAGAGAAGCCCGGCUGGCCGCAGAGCGAGCAAGUCAAGGAGAACAGGACGUCGAGAGAGGCCAGAUUCAUGUACAGCAAACUGCGAUGCACGAGAUCAGUGCACCAAUUAGCAUCGUCACAGUUACUGAGGGUACAACUACACCAGCCACCUCAUCAUCAUCUAAAACAUCAUGCAGAGCCAAAUUUCAAACUCAUAUGGCCCCUAAUGGAAACUGUAGUGGAAGUAAGCCAGCCGAACCACCAAUCAAUAAAGGCUGGGGUCGGUUUAAAGAAGCCACAGUCAAGUCUGAGCUCUCUUGGUCCCCUAUGUCCAAAGCAGAGUCCAUGGAGACACUCCCAGAUAGGACUAAAUCACAAGACAAACUGUCCCUCAAAAAGAUUAACUCUUGUGACAGUGGCAUCACCAAGAGUGACCUGAGACUCGACAGCAUGGGUGACAGUACUACUCGAACCCCUCAGGAUCGAAGCCCCAUGCAACAUGAUGGGCGUCAAGCCUUCUGCCUGAUUCAAAAGCACAGUCUUCAGGCCUGCUUGACAGAACUUAAGCAGGAACUGCGAGGGGAUAUUCACUCUCUGAGCAGCAGAAUGUCAGCGCUUGAAAACCAGCUUGGCGAUAUACUCAGACUCCUCAAAGCAAGAAAGAGCUCAGAGUCUUCCCAUUUGUAUGACAUAUCAAGACCUGAGUCACCAGACUCAGAAAAAGAUGACAACACGUUCUCUUAACAACGUUUGUUGUGUCAUGUUGAUGGUGUACUGCAGGGAACAGUGUUAGGUGCUGUUACAGUUAAAGCUGAACUGACCUCAACCACUAUCAACACAUGUUACUUCACUGGCAAGAAUUUAUUGAUGUUCAUGAUGAACUUAAAUAAUGCUAGGGUUUUUAACUUAAUCUUUUUAAUAUAUCACUAUGAUGAAAUCAACUGUGAACAUCUUGUAUGGCUCAAGUGAACAUAUAUUUGUUUCUGUGAAAUGUACAACUGUCACCAGUCUUCUCCUGGUUUUCACUAUGAAAUCAUUUAUCAGAUUUUAAUCUCAAAACUAAAUUGUGUGCGAUGAAUCAAACUGAAACCCAUUCAUUUUGCGACAGUUAGCAAUUGUCGGGUAAAUUGUACCAUCUAAAAAUAGGUACUGAGGACACAUGCAUUUACAUUUACAUACAUUGUUUCUCAGUAUUAGUCCUCGCACCUCCCCUCCCUUUUACAGUAAUGUUUCAGAUAUCUCCCUGUAUAAAACACUUGAUUCAACUCAUCAGAUUCUGAUGAUCAGAAAUACGCUUGUCUGACUUGAUGCAGCACCAUAAAAAUGUUUCCAAAUUAUUUUGGUACUUGUUUUUUACAGUGUAAUAAA
Triplophysa rosa is the source of this 2160-nucleotide messenger RNA. RefSeq names its product potassium voltage-gated channel, subfamily H (eag-related), member 1b (gene kcnh1b). The record is from RefSeq and is a predicted model, not a curated record. Lineage: Eukaryota; Metazoa; Chordata; Actinopteri; Cypriniformes; Nemacheilidae. Gene Ontology annotation, cellular component: membrane. Gene Ontology annotation, molecular function: delayed rectifier potassium channel activity. The annotation marks the transcript as partial. Gene Ontology annotation, biological process: potassium ion transmembrane transport; regulation of membrane potential. The transcript has 4 exons.